Verruconis gallopava is the source of this 1106-nucleotide messenger RNA. RefSeq lists its product as uncharacterized. Bases 371 to 937 code for a protein of 188 amino acids. Lineage: Eukaryota; Fungi; Ascomycota; Dothideomycetes; Venturiales; Sympoventuriaceae. The transcript is spliced from 3 exons. Gene Ontology annotation, molecular function: protein binding. The record is from RefSeq and is a predicted model, not a curated record.
GUCACUUUUUUCUCUGACGCUCCGUUUUCUCAAAACCACGAAUUUUCCUUCUUCCCUGCACAGAGGUACAAGUGUUUGCUCGGACCCUUCAUCUAAGGAAAUUCUGCGCAUUGGGUCUUCCUCACGCUCAUCGCAGGCCCCUGUUCGGAGCUUUUGUGCCUGUUCCGUAAACUCUUCUCCCCGGACAGCGUGUACUAUCUCGUGCACAGUCAAACCAAAAAAGAAAAGAAAAAAUACACUCACUCCACUCCCUCUAUUCUUCUCUUUGCCAGCCAUCUCCUCCGAGCUGGAAGGGACGCGCUGCAAGACGUGGUAUUCUGCAAAGAGAGAAGUGCGAGGAUCCUUCUCUGAAGGUUCGUAGAUCAACGCCAUGAGCGGCCGGAGUAAGAGCUUGGAGGGCGCGGGUGUCUUGGACGAUAGCGCAACGGCAGACACAAGACCGCCGCCAGACGACGAGCAGAGGUCUCGUAGCCGUCACAUCGCGUUGAGCAGAGUGUCAGGCCUGCAGCUCAGGCUCGACACGCCUAAAGGCCGCGGCGUCUUCGCUACCCAGCGCAUCGCCUCUGGAACCGUAGUCGACAUCUGUCCCGUCCUGAUCCUCAGCCAGACCGACAACGAACUCGUCUCUCAAACAGCAUUGUACCACUACUCCUACAACUGGCCGGUCCAACAACCCGACGGCAGAAUAGUCCAGCACCAAGCUAUCAUUUUUGGAUUGGGUUCCAUGUUCAAUCACUCCACACGAGAUCAAAACGUUGUUUGGCGACGUGAUCUUGAGGCACAAACUGUGGUCUAUACCGCGCUACGCGACAUCCAAGCCGGCGAAGAGUUAUGUAUAUCGUAUGGGUCGAACCUGUGGUUCGAGGAUGCAGACGAAACAACGGAUGUCCCCGAAUCGGAAACAGAUCUUUUGGAAAGUAUAGAGAUAGGCGGUUAGAACAAUGAAUAUCAAGAUGAAGCAAUCUGAAAAGAAGAUGGACCUAAGUCUUGAUUUUCAAACUGUAAAGCAACAAAACCGCUGCACGAUGACUCUGUUCGUAGUUCCACCCCUAGCUACCGUCACCGCCGCUGUCACCACAGUAAUACAAUACGUCUUUCGAUAAUCA